This is a messenger RNA of Cyphellophora attinorum, 726 nucleotides long. RefSeq lists its product as uncharacterized. The transcript has a single exon. Gene Ontology annotation, molecular function: RNA polymerase II CTD heptapeptide repeat phosphatase activity; RNA polymerase core enzyme binding. The record is from RefSeq and is a predicted model, not a curated record. Bases 1 to 726 code for a protein of 241 amino acids. Gene Ontology annotation, cellular component: cytoplasm; nucleus. NCBI's taxonomy places the organism in Eukaryota, Fungi, Ascomycota, Eurotiomycetes, Chaetothyriales, Cyphellophoraceae.
AUGACUUCCGAUCGCCAUAGAGAGACUGCCAUCAAGCAUGCCCGAAUCAUUGAAGAUCAGAAGCGGGUCAAGGAGCAAGUCAUUGACCUCAUUGUUGAAUGCUUCGAUCUCCCCUCAACACCUCAAGCAAUCCCUAGCACUGCUUCCGCGGGAGACGUCAGAACAUUCAAGAAGGCCCUCAGCCUAUUCCAAGCAGAAGAUUUCGAUGAGCUGACCUCUGAGCGCAACAUCGAUGAUAGAUGCGGCUAUGCCUUAUGUUCGCGGCCGAACCGAAAGCACGCUAGUGGAGGUAACAAAGUCUGGAACCACAAAAGGGGUAAGGACUUCAAGUUGAUUGACCGGCGCGAGGUCGAGAGAUACUGCUCAUCAGAGUGUGAAGGACGUGGCGUCUUCGUCCGGUCUCAAUUGUCAUCAGAGCCGGCUUGGACGCGUGACGUGACAGAGACAUCUGUCGUCUUACUGGACGAUGUUCAAGAACAAGACGAUCUUGCCGCUGCAAUCAAGCAGCUGACUCUCGAUGAGACGGCCAGAGCCGACUUGUCUGAAAAGAUGAAGGAACUGUCCUUGGAGCGUGGAGAUGGCUCUAAACCUCAGCCCACUUCUCUGGAGGUCGCUGAGAGGGAGGUGUCCUCCGAUGAGGUGCCUCUUCCACCCGACCCAGGCGGACUUGACAGUAUCGAAGGGCAUAAUCCACGGAAAGUGAGGUUCGCGGCCGGAGCAGACUGA